GGUUUUUAUAAACAUUGGAGUUAGCUUCGUUGGACGGAGGUAUAGCAACGACCUUUGAACCGUGGUCUAUGUGACGUCCGAUUUUACUGAUACCAUUGAUUUUUUUCUUCCAGAGAACUGGGAGGAUUUCACGAAGCAACUGAUCUACUAUAUGAAUCUCAUGAGUUGGGAUUUUUAUGGAGGGAUCCACAGGACCAUCCUUUUAAAAAGAGAUCAAGCUAGGAGUUGACUGGAGAACAAUUCUAUGCUGGAAACGCCAUGGCUUUUGUAGCGUCGGCUCCAGCAGUGUCAUCGAGACGGCACUACAACCAAGGCCUUGAUUCUGCUCGCUGCAUAGUUCGAUCCAGGAUAUCGUUUCUCAAGCUUCGCCGAGUGAAUGCUAUAGCUCUGGAAGCAGCAGUGAAAGAAGAUCCGGAGCAGUUGUCCCCAUUGAUAACACCAAAACGAACUACAGACUUUCAAACACUCUUUCGGAGAUUUUGCAAAGUUGCUCAACCUUACUGGCUCGACUCCAAAGAGGGAAACCAGGCAAUCCUCCGGUUAUCGAGUGUUUUUGCUCUUACGCUUGCUUCCACGGGGACGAGCGUGGCAUUUAGCUACCUUGGAAGGAGUUUUGACAACGCCUUGACAAAUAAGAAUCGAGAGGAGUUUGUCAAGCACCUGAUCUAUUAUUUGGGGCUUAUGGUCGCAACACUUCCGGUUUAUGUAAUCCGCGGAUACGCACGAGACACUCUUGCUCUUCGAUGGCGAGCUUGGAUGACGAAACGCUACAUGGCUCAGUAUUUUUCUCAGAGAUCCUACUAUAACAUUCAAUCUCUGGCACUCAUAGACAAUCCAGAUCAGAGAGUUGUGGACGAUAUCGGCUCGUUCACUCGCACGGCACUUGUAUUUACCAUGACUUUGUUCCAUUCCAUCACCGAUCUGGCGUCUUUCAGCGGAAUUCUAUACAGGAUUUAUCCACCACUGUUUGGUGUCUUGCUUGUUUACUCCAUUGGUGGCACUGGAAUUAGUUUCCUACUUGGAAAGGAUCUCAUGAACUUGAAUUUCGUCCAAGAAAAGAGUGAGGCAGAUUUCCGAUUUGGAAUGGUAAGAGUUCGAGAAAAUGCAGAGUCCAUCGCGUUUUAUGGGGGAGAAAAGGAUGAGCUUCAGUUGCUGCUGGAACGUUUUAAGCAAGCUUUUUCCAACUACAGUAAACUACUCAUAGCUUCGCGAAACCUAAGAUUUUUCCAAAUUUUUUACAACAACUUGAUCCAAAUCCUGCCCGCCGCCGUGGUGGCUCCGUUCUACUUUGCUGGAAAAGUCGACUUUGGGAUCGUCAGUCAGUCUUUCUAUGCUUUCAGCUCCGUUCUCUACGACCUCUCCUUGGUCGUGGACGAGUUUCAAUCACUUAGUUCCUUCUCCGCGGUUGUCGAUCGCCUGGGUGAAUUCAGUGACAUAUUGGAUCAACAAGGCGUAGUGAAUGCUUCGGAGCUGAGCACCAUCAAAUCGAUCGAGACCACGGAAAGCGGGGUUCUUAUAGAAGUUUCGACCUUGACACUGUUGUCUCCUCAACACACACUGACUCUUGUCGAGGGGCUCUCUUUCAGGAUGAUCGCUGGACAAAAUCUUCUGAUAACUGGCCCCAGUGGAAGUGGCAAGACAUCGUUCUUAAGAGCUAUCGCAGGACUAUGGAAAUCCGGGCAAGGAACCAUAGCAAGAAACGCUGCCAUGGAUGUAUUCUUCGUGCCUCAAAAGCCAUACAUGACUCUUGGAACACUCCGGCAACAAUUGCUAUAUCCAACUUGGAGCACAGACGGGGAGAAAAAACACGAUCAAGAAUCCAAGCACAGCGAUGCCGACUUGAUGGAAGUCUUGCGUAGAGUGAAGCUUGAACAGCUCCUGGAACGCUCGUUCCACUUGGACGCGAAUGCCGACUGGUCCAGUGUCUUGUCACUGGGAGAGCAACAGCGCCUGGCUUUUGCUCGAUUGCUUCUAUCAAAACCAAAGCUUGCGCUCCUGGAUGAAGCAACCAGUGCCAUAGACGAAGCAACUGAGGCUUACUUGUAUCGACUUCUCCUAGAAUCGGGAACUUGUGUGAUGAGCGUUGGGCAUCGCAGCACGCUUCGCAAAUUCCACACGCACUUGCUCUUCUUUUCCCCGCAAAUCUCCGGGACGAGUAUCUCGGAGUGGUCAUUACAAGACCUUCCUCAAAGAACCAGCUUUGAGUAGCAGUAGUUCUUCGUCCAUUGAAGUGGAUAAGUGGAAGACUGGCUUUUGGGAAUGCAAGCAAGCAAGCGCUUUGCAGCCUUGCUAUAGUGUGGAGAA
Molecule: messenger RNA, 2304 nt
Organism: Selaginella moellendorffii
Lineage: Eukaryota; Viridiplantae; Streptophyta; Lycopodiopsida; Selaginellales; Selaginellaceae
Product: ABC transporter D family member 2, chloroplastic
Exons: 10
Coding region: 259-2208 (649 amino acids)
Biological process (GO): transmembrane transport
Cellular component (GO): membrane
Molecular function (GO): ABC-type transporter activity; ATP binding; ATP hydrolysis activity
Source: RefSeq, a predicted model, not a curated record